GGCGUCCUAGAGAGACGUUCGGCUCACGCUCCGCUGGAACCCGGGAGACAGAGGCCAAGGGGCGACGCGAGCUGCGCAACGUCUUCGGCUCCCGACCAGGCUCCUGGGGCCGUGGGUGGCAGUGACUAGGAAGUGCGGGAGCUGGAAGGAGUGCAGAGGGGGCCGGGGAAGGAGCCCGCAACGCGGUGAGGGAGAGGCUGGCGUAGGGGCAGCUUGCACUGGCCCCCAGGAAGGCGAGACGAGCUGGGAUCCCAAGAGCAGGGCUCCCACGGAACCGCGAUGAAGGGAGUGCGUUUACCUCUCAGCCCGAGCGGAAGAGGGGGCCGAACUGGUGGAAGAGCGGCCCCUGAGUCUCUCCCGGGUGGACCUUCCCGGCCGUGCGAGCCCCAGGGUGGCUGUGCGGCGCGGAGGCCGGCGGAGCGCGGGAGGGAGCAGCUGUCCCCGCGGACCCUCCCUCCGCGCCUGGCGCCGGGCGCCCCCGCCAACACGCGCCCCUGGGCUGUCAGCCCCCGCGAGCUGAGCCAGGGUCCCAGCAGUCAGCGCCUGGAGACCAGGAAGAAGUUUCCUAAAGACUCCAGUAGUCCUCUUCCAGCAUACCUUAGUUUAAUAAAUAAUGUUCUUAAGUCAGAGACUCUAACACAGGCCGAGCUGAGGUAUAAAAAAAGGGCAAUGGUAGAAAUGUUGAAGCUGGACCAGAAAAUAAAACGAGCUCAAAUCCAGCAAGAACCACUAAUCAAGGAAAUUAAGCAGCUAAAUACCGAAAAGUCCCAUGUCCAGGCUGAAAACAAAAUUUUUCUGGACUACCUGGCCAACAAAACUGAGGAGUACAGAAAGCAGCCUGAGACAGUGUGGAACAACUACAUAAUGAAAACGCAGGACAUUGAAAGGAGGAAGAACGAAUCAGCUGUCAAAUAUGCUAAACAAACGUUAAUGCUUAAAAGAGAACUCUUGCAGAAGGAAACAUUCCAUCACAGUUUGAAACAACAAUUGGAGAAUAUGAGAAAUCUUUCCAUGUUAAAAGUGAAACAAGAUGCAGAAAUUAAAAGCUUAGAGAAGCAGCAUAUGAAAACCGAAGCUGAGACACAUAGAAAAGUGAAAGCAGCCCAGUUCUCACUCCUCCAGGAAAAAGCAUUACUGGAGAAACAACUGAGUGAGCCAGACAUGUGGCAACCUGAAAAAAGAAAAAAGUUUAACAAGAGGAUCCAAGCCUUGGAGCUGGCAGCAAAGCAGUACACUUCUGAGUACUACCGUAACGCCCAGAGAGAGAGCCUGCGAUUGCAAAGUAAACUGUUGCAACUGACUCAGCAAUGCCAGGAGUUGCAUGCUACUAAAAACCAUUUAAAAAAACAGAUGCAGAAGCUGCAGCAGGAACAAUGGUAUAUGGAGAGCUUACGCAGGGGGAGGCAACGUCUGCAAAGUAGGCAUAAUUGGUGUUCAAAAGAACAGGGUGUCUCAGAGACGGCAGUGAUGCCUCCCCUAGGCACCAAAUCAAGUUUCAGUCCAAAGUAAUUCCUAAAAUAACACUUGACUCAAUAAGGACUGAAACAGGUAUUAAUUUAGGUGGUACAUUAAGCUGGGUGAGAAGGCUCUGAGAUCUUGGAUUGCUAUGAAGUAUCCAGCACAGUGUGUUUGGGGCGUGAAGGAUCUCGUGUUCUUCCUCUGCUUACUGCUUGAUAUUUGUUACCAGCUUCCCUUAAAGGUUUUGCCUUGAUUAUUUUAAUAAAACAAGCUGUCCCACAACUUUCAGAUAACCUAAUACCAUCUGCCAACCACACAACACCCAUGUAUUCAACCAGCUCAAGAAAAUCACCUUGAAGUGAUUUGUUUCAUCUAGACUUCCUAGAGAAAACAUAAAGGAUAACAUUUCAGGCUAGCUUUAUACACAGCAAAUUAUCAGUUCACCUUCACUCCUUUUGGCCAACUAAUUCAGCAAAGUGUUUUUAAGUUCUUUUUAAAAGUGUGUGCCAGUAGUAAUCAGGUAGCUCUUCUGUAGUUUUCUCAUGAGUAAAAAGGACUAUUCUCCUAAGUUCAGUAAGUGCCAGGCAGAAUGACCUUUACCCUGGGGCUGGGCUGCUGUAAUUCUGGCUUUGAGUAUACUGAGAAGAAUAAAGAAGAGAUGUACAUUAUUUCAAUUAUUAAUUUUAAAAGUGUUUUCUGUGAAGAAAAAGUAUCUCUAGCAUUAAUAGGGUAACUGACUCCCUCUACUUGUUUGAAGAAAGUCUAUUCAAAGUUUUCAAAUAUUUGGAAGACUUUUGAAAGAAUUAUGUGAUUGAUUUUCCUAGCGGUGAUCUAAAUUCUAAGGUUACAAGAUCACUUCAUGUUAAAUCUAGUACUUUUGUUUUAGGUCAGUUAUUACAUUUUAUUUUGCACAUAAUUGUACAUGAAAUGAAAACAGGAUGAUAUUAAUAUAUGCCAAAUAUGUAUAAUCAACAGAACUGGAAGUAGUUUUAAAUUAAUAGAAAAUUUUAGUUCUAUUUUCUGCGUAUAUGAUGUGUUGGUGAUUAGACUAUUCAUUUAUUUGAAUUCUUUUUUUUAAAUAUUUUUUUUAUAUUUAUUUUUAUUUAUUUAUUCCCUUUUGUUGCCCUUGUUGUUUUAUUGUUGUAGUUAUUAUUGUUGUCAUUGUUGUUGGAUAGGACAGAGAGAAAUGGAGAGGGGAUGGGGGAAGACAGAGAGAGGGAGAGAAAGAUAGACACCUGCAGACCGGUUUCACCGCUUGUGAAGCGACACCCCUGCAGGUGGGGAGUCAGGGCUUGAACCAGGAUCCUUAUGCGGGUCCUUGUGCUUAGCGCCACCUGCGCUUAACCCGCUGCGCUACAGCCCGACUCCCUCAU
Erinaceus europaeus (western European hedgehog) is the source of this 2831-nucleotide messenger RNA. It is a transcript of the gene CCDC121, whose product is annotated as coiled-coil domain containing 121. NCBI's taxonomy places the organism in Eukaryota, Metazoa, Chordata, Mammalia, Eulipotyphla, Erinaceidae. The coding region runs from base 280 to 1509 and encodes 409 amino acids. The record is from RefSeq and is a predicted model, not a curated record. The transcript has 2 exons.